Hipposideros armiger (great roundleaf bat) is the source of this 1645-nucleotide messenger RNA. It is a transcript of the gene C1QTNF7, whose product is annotated as C1q and TNF related 7. Bases 421 to 1290 code for a protein of 289 amino acids. The transcript is spliced from 4 exons. The record is from RefSeq and is a predicted model, not a curated record. NCBI's taxonomy places the organism in Eukaryota, Metazoa, Chordata, Mammalia, Chiroptera, Hipposideridae. Gene Ontology annotation, molecular function: protein binding.
CACUGCACGUCCUGGGGACCUGCACGCUCCCUUUUUCCCUGCCACUGCUCCAAGCCUGGGAGAACGCUUCUCAAAUAAAUCAGGAAAUUACUUAUUAAUCUGAAGCCCCAAAGAGUUACGAACAUGCCUCGUUGCCAAAGGGAAGGGGAUUUUGAGAGAAUGCUCCACAGCUGUUCAGAGACUCCAGCUGUUGGAAGGUCUUGAGAGCAAUGUAAGUAAACAGCCCGCUGUCCCGAUUGAAGUGACGUUCUUCAGGCUUUCUUCCUCCCAGGGAUGAAUCUUUUGGCUCAGCACAUAGAGUGAGAGGCCAUUUUCCUGCCAUAUUUAUCAGAACAGGGAUAUCCCUCCUUGUUAUUCCGUGAGACACCGCCCAAUGUCCAGAAACUGAAGACUCUGCUGUGAAAAUUCUCAAAGCCAAAGAUGUUUGUCUUGCUCUAUGUUACAAGUAUUGCCAUUUGUGCAAGUGGACAACCUCGGGGUAAUCAGUUCAAAGCAGAGAGCUACUCCCCGAGAUAUAUCUGUAGCAUUCCUGGCUUACCUGGACCUCCAGGCCCCCCGGGAGCAAAUGGUUCUCCUGGUCCCCAUGGUCGGAUCGGCCUUCCAGGACGAGAUGGGAGAGACGGCAGGAAAGGAGAGAAAGGUGAAAAGGGGGCUGCAGGUUUGAGAGGUAAGACUGGACCACUGGGCCUUGCUGGAGAGAAAGGGGACCAAGGAGACACUGGGAAGAAAGGACCCGUUGGACCAGAGGGAGAAAAGGGAGAAGUCGGUCCAGCUGGGCCUCCUGGACCAAAAGGAGACAGAGGAGAACAAGGGGACCCAGGGCUGCCUGGGGUUUGCAGAUGUGGAAGCAUCGUGCUCAAAUCUGCCUUUUCUGUUGGCAUCACAACCAGCUACCCAGAAGAAAGGCUACCAAUUAUAUUCAACAAGGUCCUCUUCAAUGAGGGCCAGCACUACAACCCUGCGACGGGGAAGUUCAUCUGUGCUUUCCCCGGGAUCUAUUACUUUUCUUAUGAUAUCACAUUGGCAAAUAAGCAUCUGGCAAUUGGGCUGGUACACAACGGGCAGUACCGGAUAAAGACCUUCGACGCCAACACAGGAAACCAUGACGUGGCUUCGGGGUCCACUGUCGUCUAUCUGCAGCCAGAAGAUGAAGUCUGGCUGGAGAUCUUCUUCACUGACCAGAAUGGCCUCUUCUCAGACCCAGGUUGGGCGGACAGCUUGUUCUCUGGAUUUCUCCUGUAUGUUGACACAGAUUAUCUAGAUUCCAUAUCAGAAGAUGACGAACUGUGAUCAGGACAGCUGACCUGAAUGUUCCAAGAUCCUUGUGGGAGACACUUUGAUUUAAUCUGGGGCCCUGGAAGGUGGAACAAGCAGAAAUGAGAGCCAAAGAGACUCCCACUCAGAUUCCAGAGCAUUUACAGAUGGUUCCAGCAGAAUCUAUUAUAACAAGAUGAACCACCAAACUGCUGAAACCACACCAAAGUGAAUUAUAUAAAACAACAACCCCAGAUAUGAAUUCUCUUGAAUGCAAUGUUCAUAAAUAUUUAAACAAAUUCCAGACAAUGUUAACAAAUUUUAUAUUAAAUUCCCUGAGCGACAAAACCAGCUGGCAAUGAUAUUGUCUCAUUAAAUCUUUAUAAAAUUA